Mercenaria mercenaria is the source of this 2549-nucleotide messenger RNA. RefSeq lists its product as uncharacterized. The transcript has 2 exons. Gene Ontology annotation, cellular component: nucleoplasm; chromatin. NCBI's taxonomy places the organism in Eukaryota, Metazoa, Mollusca, Bivalvia, Venerida, Veneridae. Bases 248 to 1873 code for a protein of 541 amino acids. Gene Ontology annotation, molecular function: zinc ion binding; ubiquitin-protein transferase activity. The record is from RefSeq and is a predicted model, not a curated record. Gene Ontology annotation, biological process: positive regulation of DNA-templated transcription.
AUGCCUUUCACAUUAUGGUUUACAGACGCUUAUUACUAAUAUGGAAAUUGCGUAUAGUAGGCACGUGUGUACUUUUAAAUCUAAACCUUUUUUACUGAUGUUUAUUCUGUGAUCGAGUAGCUUUAGUUAAUAUAACAUGUUGAUAUAUGUGGGUAAAUAUCUUGACACUAUCUUUCAUUGCUAUACGGGACACUCAUUGCAAUUAAGUGUAGUUUAGUGAACAAAACAUAUUUAAUCAGAUAUCAAGAUGGCGUCUGGUGGAAAUUCACUUGAACAAGGAUCUGACACUAUUUUUCAGUUCCAUUGUAGUCAAUGUGUUAAGGAUGGAAAGAAUUCUGAAUCAGUUAAGUUUUGUGAAGAGUGCUAUGAUUAUCUUUGCCAAACAUGUCUGAACACACAUAAUCGUUGGGUCGCAUUGAGACGCCAUAAACUGUUAACAAUGGACGAGAUUCGUGGAAAAAUUGACAAACCAACAACAUUUGUCCGGAAAAACUGUGCAGUUCACAACGAUACAUGUGUAGAACUUUAUUGUGCUGAACAUGAUGCCGUUCUCUGUAAAGAAUGCUGCGAAAUUUCAACUCAUGAAUCGUGCUCUGCUGAGUACUUACCUAAGGUUGCAAUGAACUGCAACGAAGAACUUCGAAGUUUAAGGUUCAAAGCUAACACCAUCAAAAGGUUGUGUGAGAAUGUUGAAAAUAAGAGACUUAAAGAUAUUGCUCGCCUGAACGAACAAAGUGAUAAAUCAAAGUCUGAAAUUGAUAAUUUUGCGAAAAACUUGGUAUUUUCUUUAAACAAAUCAGUUGACAGUUUACGCAAAAAGGUAGACAAUAAGAAUGCAGGUCACAUAGACACCAUCAAUGAAGAUAUAACCAUACUACAGGAAGCAAAAGCAUAUUUAGCAAAUCACUCACAAUCAGACGAUGAAAACAAAAUGCAGCUUUUCUUGAACAUGCAAGAUGCGAAAUCAGUAGUACCGAAGUAUCAGUCUGUAAUUCAAGAAAUUGAGAAGAGAGCUGGAAAAGAAACGAUUGCCAUACGUUUUAAAUCUUCUACCAAAGCAUCUCUUACACAUUACAAAGAUAUAGCGGUUUUUAAAGAUGAAGAAGAUCCACUUUAUUCUGAUGGUGAUCUAUAUGCAAGCACAAUUAAAGAUUUUUGCCAGAUGACGGAUGGUACAAUUAUUGCAACAGAUAUUACGAACAAUAAGGUGAAGCUAUUAGAUAGCCUUUAUCGGUUGAAAGAUAGCAUAAAAGUGUCUACAUCCCCUUGGGGUGUUUGUCAAAUAGCUGAUAGCCAGAUUGCUGUCUCUUGCGAGAAGAAAAUACAGUUUUUUAAUUUACACAGGAAAAGUAAAUUUAGAUCAGAUAUUUUAAUGAAUGACAAAUGUCGUGGUAUGACAUAUUGUGGAGGUAAGUUGUUUGUUUGUUGUGAAGGUUUCGACCUAGGAGAAGGAUCAUCGCGUAUUUUGGUAUUUGAUAGAUCUGGAGAGCAAAUUCAAGACAUCAAUCACAAAGGCAUAAUUGGAAGACCAUUGUCUUUAGCAAAGAGUGAAGAUGAGCAGAAGAUUUUUGUAGCUGACAGCAAUAAAGGAAUUGUCAUUCUCAAUAUAAAUGGCCAAUUGAUUGAUGCUAUAAGACAUCCUCAACUGAAGAUCGCCGCAGGUGUUUGCGUAGGUAAAUCAGGAGAAGUGUAUACGUUCGACUACAGUUCUGGAGAAUUAUUCAAGCUUGAGCUGCACAAAGCUCUGGUCAAAAUAGAUAAAUUGGAUGUCAAGUUGAAAUGCCGAAAUAUUGUUUUGUUUGAUAGAACCCGUGAUAGAAUCAUAUCGCAAAGUGAUAACAAGGCUUCUAUAGAAUUUGUUAAUGUCUUGUAAGUCUAGCAAAUUGUUGUAGUAUAGAUAGUUUAAUUAUAGGUUUAGUGCACUUACCAGAUUGAUGAUAAAUCAGUGAAAGUAAAAUAUACACAGUGAAAUGAAUAUAGAAAUCAAAUUAGAUCUUUACUGUAGAGUACUGAGAGUACUUUUAUUAGGGGAAAACUGCAAAGCACGUGUAUGUUAAAGAAAUACACUGUCUACAAGAAUAGAAAUAUACAUUUAACAUGAAAACUUUAAUAAUUUUCAUGAUUAUUAUAUCUAGAAACAGUCCCAAAUGUACCGCCACUUUUAAUAAUAUAUAAAACAUACGUUGUACUUGGCAUAUUUAAGGUAAUGGAUACCAAAUUUUUAAACAGCAAUGUUUAUCAGAAACUAUAAAUGUAUUCAGAAAAGUAAACACCUCGUGCCGACAGAACAACUAGCUAAUAACGAUAAAAUUUCGACAUGUUUUUGCUAACAUAUUUUAUAAAAACAAAUCUGUAUGUGCACACACUAUAACUUGUACUAUGUUAGACAAUUUACAUAUCUUUUAGUAUUGCAGAAAAUAAUUGCUUUCAUCAUAGCGACAGUUGCAGUCCGUAAUUUUCAAGUUUCGAACUUUUUUAAAUAUUUUUUAAUCCAAUUGCAAACUAAUGUCUGUUUUAUAUUAUUCAAACGUUUUUUAUUAUUAUGUGUU